Danaus plexippus (monarch butterfly) is the source of this 574-nucleotide messenger RNA. Its product is annotated as NADH dehydrogenase [ubiquinone] 1 alpha subcomplex subunit 5-like. The transcript has 3 exons. The coding region runs from base 145 to 501 and encodes 118 amino acids. NCBI's taxonomy places the organism in Eukaryota, Metazoa, Arthropoda, Insecta, Lepidoptera, Nymphalidae. The record is from RefSeq and is a predicted model, not a curated record. Gene Ontology annotation, biological process: respiratory electron transport chain.
CAUCUGAAUCGACAGUAGAUUUGACAAUUGCGAAUUGACUUCAUAUUAAGAAAUGUCAAAGUUGAUAGUGUUAAAUAUUUUCUCCUAAUUAAUUUGUCGAUUUAAUUCGAGAUAAAUAAGUGAGAGAAGCUUUUGAGGAAAAUAAUGGGAGUAAUUAAGAAGACUACGGGUCUUGUGGGUUUAGCAGUUGCUGCGAACCCACAUCACACACUCGGAUCUCUGUAUGGGAAAAUACUACGUACCAUACAAAAGAUGCCAGAAACAUCUGUAUAUAGAAAAUAUACCGAACAAAUCGUCAAGGAGAGAGCCGCUGUGUUAAAGCAGACUAAGGAUGUUUAUGAAAUUGAAACCAAAAUCAACUGUGGCCAAGCUGAAGAACUUAUCAUCCAGGCAGAGAAUGAGUUGAACUUGGCUCGUAAAAUGUUAAUCUGGAAGCCGUGGGAACCUCUUGUUGCUAAGCCACCAAAGGGCCAAUGGGAUUGGCCGCCGACCAAGUCAUAAAUACUUGAAUGUUUCCUUGAAUUAGUGCAUUAUAGAAAUUUAAUUGUCAAUAAAUACUGUUAAUUUUCAAUAA